GAAAAUGUAUUAAAAUAAGGAAAAACAAGCCGUCAAGGCCUGAGUGCCCGGGCGUUGUGAGCAGGGAGGAAGGACACAUGCUUUGGGCCUGGCCCCGGCGCUGGUUGCUCACAGGCGCGGGCUGCACCCAGAGCUGAAGCCUGCUCCCGAGGGCGCCAGGAGGGAGUGGGCGAGCGAGCUGGGGGUUUGCAGCAGCUCCCCAGGCGCGGGCGCGGGAGCGGGCGGGGGCCCGGCUGGCGCGCGGGGAGGUGCAGGCUCCGGGCUGGGGCGGCGCCUUCGCCUCCGGCUGCCGUAGGACCGCGGGGCCGCCGCUUGGUCGGCGACAUCUUGGUGGAGGACGCGCGGCGGGGAAAAGGCCGCUCGCGCCGUAGCCGCGGCGCCGCGAUCUCCGCGGACCUCCGGACGCACGGGAGCGUCCGCCCGCCGGUCCGGGCGGGGCUCCGGGUUUGAACGGCGCGGCGGGCCGCGCCUGGGAGUCGGGGCCCGUAGGCGGCGGCGGCGGCGGCGGCACCAUGUCCCCGGGCAGCGGGGUGCAGAGCGAGUACAUGAAGCGCUACCGGGAGCCGCGCUGGGACGAAUACGCGCCGUGCUACCGGGAGCUGCUGCGCUACCGCCUGGGCCGCCGGCUGCUGGAGCAGGCGCACGCGCCCUGGCUGUGGGACGCCUGGGGCCCGGACGGCGCCUCGGACGCCGAGCCCUCGCCCAGCCCGGCGCCCAGGGCCGCGUCCGCGGCGGACGGGCGGCCGGCGGGGGAGCGCGGCGCGGAGCUGCGGGACGCCGAGGAACCGAGCGCGGCGCGGCCAGCAUCGCCAGUAAAAGGCAUAGAUGAGAAACCCGAACAGCAAGCUGGGACAAAAGAGGCUGACAGGGCGGCCAGCAGCCCAGAACCCCGACAGCAUCCUGGUGUCUUAUUUGCCAAAGGAAGUAAGAAAGCCCCCGGAAGCCCCCAAAAGUCAACCAGCAAAAUAAAAGAGAAGAAGCACCCGUUUGCCCUUUAUGGCUGGGGAGAGAAACGGACGGACACGGGGAACCAGAAGACACACAACGUCUGCGCCUCAGCCUCUGUCCAUGAGAUUCACGAGUCAGCCCUUCGAGCCAAGAACAGAAGACAGGUGGAGAAAAGGAGGCUGGCGGCCCAGAGGCAGCGGGCACACUCCGCGGACGAGGAAAAGAGCCAGAGCGCAAAGCCGCCUCCCGCAGAGAAUCCCUGGCUCACGGAGUACAUGCGCUGCUACUCGGCCAGGGCGUAGCUGCCGGACCUCCUCUCCAUGCGUUCAUGCGGUCAAGCGAGGCCGCUCAUGGCUGGAAGAAACUGUCCUGCAGGGCCCCUCGGAGAGGCGGCUCUGCUUUCCUGAUGGUUGGUCGCCCGCCUUAAGUGGGACCGACCAUGGAAGCCAUAUGUGUUGGCUUGCUUAUGAAGACAAGUCCCCAAGGCCUGACAUUCUCGCAAGAGUUUUAUUUUAACGAUUUUAGUCUAAGGAGACCCCCACACCAAAUGCCUUUAACUGGCUCUAGGCGUUUCCCGUCCCUGCCCUCCUGCUGUCCUUUCUGACCCCACUCCACAGCUGGCAGGGCAUGCCCAUCCGUGCAGUCUGCCCUGCAGGGAGCGCCCAGGAAAGCGAGGGCAUCGGCAUGGGAUCGGAGCUGCUCCGGCCACACCAGCAGCUGCGGAGGCUACACGGGUGCAUUUCACUGCAUCUUCAUGUAGACUGUGAGACUGAAGAAGUUUCUGGCCAGAGCAAGGGUCACCCUUUCUCCUUAAAUCACCACCUAGGCAUUUGAUCCAUAUGUAGUUGACCCGUUCUGGCACACCGGUGAGUGGCGGGCAUGUUUCGGGCAAUGACGACAUGCCCUAGAGCCAGGGCCGCCGUCCCUUUUACCCGGGUAGGCACGGUUGGCCGCUAAGACUGACUCCCUCUCCUGAGAGAGCGGACGAUGCUGAUAAGAACUUGUCAUCUGAAACGACAGCUAAUGAACUGAGUUUGCUCGGCCUGUGCGGAUGGGACCUGCCGUCACCAUCGGGGCGCCGGCACCUCCAUUCUGCUCUUCCUUCUAGGGAGCACAGUAAAGGUUUCAUGAUGCACCGUGCUGAUAGCUGGGGUUGGAAAUGUCCGGUCUAAUGAUCUUUGCUGCCAAACUGGGAGAACAGGGCUGGCCUGGCUCUAGGGAACCACUGUCAGGGUUAAAAAAGAAAAGGUUUGAAAAACAGGUUUCCAUGAGAUGGGUGCCUUCCCCACCUGCAGAAGAGGCUCCGAGAAGGAAGAACCCCUCCCUCCAUCCUUCCUGACGGACGGGCAUCUUUUGCCCACCCCACUCAGCAUCUGAGUUUGUUGGGUAAAACCCAGUGCCGUGCGUGCAGAUGAGCAUUUCCAUAUUUUUACUCUGGGUUUCUGAGUAUGAUAGUUUCUAGAAUGCAGACUGAUCCCGUUCCAUGUGAAAUUGUCCUUACAGGGUCAUCUGAAAAUCGCAUUAAGCUUUCAAAAGGCAUACUGAGGAAUCAGGAGUGUUUUUUAAAAAAAACUUUAAAAAUAUUUGCCUAGUUUUGUACAGCUCCCGUGUACAGAGCCCUCUACUGAGGUGUGUAUUUAACUAAAGAGUAAGGUCUACGAGCUAUCCAAGUGCAGCUGAGCUAGCGAUAACAUGUUAACCAUAUAGUCCCCAAUCGUCACAGAGUCAGGCGACGGGGACAGUGGCCCAGGGUGAGCCUUGAAGGCCUGCAUUCCCCACCCAGGCCGACAUCAUAAGACUGCACCUUCCAACCCCAGAAAGACAGGUGUGUGUGACGAGGGCACACCCUGGCCUUCAGACUGGCCUAGAAGACAGACAGGCUUCCUUUUUCAUCCUCGCAGAAGUGCGGGCUGAGGCAGUGAAGGGCUGCGCUGGGCGUGUUGUGGCAUUCUUUUUUACACAGAGCACAAAUGACCAGGACUUUGGAGAACAUUCAGUGUCCAUACAUGACACACGACAGUAUGGCUGGGUUGUGACCCCCUCGUCCCCCGAGUCCCUAAUGUUUAGGGUUCAAUUUUUCUCCUUUUAAAAAGAUGGUGAAUACUUUUUGAAUCUAUUAAAUUUUUAACACAUUGAUCUUAACUUUUUCCUAUCCUAGGAGCUAAUAUGGGGCAAGCUGUAAGGCAGGGAGAUAAUUUAGAAUUAACUUCCAUGCUGGAAACCUCCGAAAAUGCUUGAGAAUCCAGUCAUAUUUAAAAUAAACAAUACACAAGUCUUUUUAAAGAUUUGAUUGUAAGGUCUUAAUUAAAACACUUUUCCAUAA
Psammomys obesus (fat sand rat) is the source of this 3271-nucleotide messenger RNA. It is a transcript of the gene Ccsap, whose product is annotated as centriole, cilia and spindle associated protein. The coding region runs from base 513 to 1250 and encodes 245 amino acids. Gene Ontology annotation, cellular component: cytoskeleton; axon; centriole. Lineage: Eukaryota; Metazoa; Chordata; Mammalia; Rodentia; Muridae. The transcript has 4 exons. Gene Ontology annotation, molecular function: microtubule binding. The record is from RefSeq and is a predicted model, not a curated record. Gene Ontology annotation, biological process: regulation of mitotic spindle assembly.